Molecule: messenger RNA, 418 nt
Organism: Spodoptera exigua (beet armyworm)
Lineage: Eukaryota; Metazoa; Arthropoda; Insecta; Lepidoptera; Noctuidae
Source: the annotation of a GenBank genome assembly
ACAAAUAAAUGUCAACAUCACCAUGGUCGUACAGGACUCUGGCUUGCAUGUGUUAACAUGUAAGUAUUUAAUGGUUUGGGCUUCAUUGCCAUCUGUUUAUGACGGGGUGAUUUUGGGCAAAUUACAUACAAUCUUUCAUCUCUCACAACAAAGUAGCAUGAUUUACAACGACGCCGCACGCGACCCUUUACUUUAAAACCACAAACUGGAUUAAUUAUUGGCAGCACUGGUUGUAGUAAUCGUUCCCUCGCAAAUUGUUGAAGGGUACUCAGCAUCGGCAUCUGCGUAUAAGUUACAGGACCAAUCCUAGCAGAUGAUAUUGUUUUCACUAAAGAGAAAAUUCUUUGCAUCUUUCCUUCUUAAUUUGCUGUAUUAAUAAUAAGACAGUUUUGUUAAAUAUUAUAACCUCAACAACCAC